CUUCAAGCGAACUGCGCAUGCGCGACGCGUCAUCCAGACUUCAGUGUUUCUCUACCGCUGAAUGAGAGCGGACGGACGGAAAUAAUCUGCCACCUGAUCCAGUGGAAAACGUGAGCAGGUCUCCAUGGCCCAGUUCGGGGGUCAGAAGAACCCGCCGUGGGCGGCCCAGUUUGCCACAACAGCAGUUUCACAGCCCGGCCACUCAGGACAGUCACUGGACCUGAACAGUUUACACUCUUUAGGAGUACAGCAGCCAUCCCUCUUGGGAGCGUCUCCUAUGUACACUCAGCAGUCGGCUUUAGCGGCAGCCUCCCUCAACACACAGUCAGCUGCCAACUAUCAGCUCUCUCAGCAGACCGCAGCGCUCCAGCAACAGGCCGCAGCAGCCGCUGCCGCUGCAUUACAGCAGUCGCAGAUCAAUUCAGCCCUGCAGCAGUAUCAGCAGCAGCAACAGCAGCAGCAACAACAACAGCAGCCGCCUCAAGCCCCCCCACCACAGCCUCCACAUCAACAAACUCUUUACAACGUCCCACAUCAGCUUUCACAACCCCAACAAGCCCUGCUAUCACAGCCCCCUGUUGCCUUGCCCACCAGCCUGAGCCUGUCAAAUCCGCAGCAGACGGCACAGAUAACCGUAUCCUACCCAACCCCGCGCUCCAGCCACCAACAGCAGACUCAACCCCAAAAGCAGCGUGUUUUCACCGGGGUCGUCAGCAAGCUACACGAUACUUUCGGCUUUGUUGAUGAGGAUGUCUUCUUCCAGCUCAGUGCAGUUAAGGGGAAAACACCCCAAGUCGGCGAUCGUGUUCUGGUGGAAGCUGUCUACAAUCCUAAUAUGCCUUUCAAAUGGAAUGCCCAGCGCAUCCAGACGUUACCUCAGCUGCCCAACCAAACGCACCAGCCGCCUCAGCCCUUACCUCAGGUUUCCCCACAGCUGUCCAGCUUUUACUCUGAAGCAGGAAUGCAGCGCUACUCUGACAUACACUCUGCGGUGGAUUCAAGACAAAAUAACCAGCCGCCAGGCCCAAACAUGAUGAAACCAGGUCCCACCAUGCUGCAGUCUCUACCCCCGCCCACUACGUUCAGCGUCCCGGCCCAGGGACCUCCUCCGUCUCUUCUGCAGGCUCAGCUCUCAGCUGCCUCUCUGGCCCCACUGCUGCAGAAUCCCCCACAGCCCCUGCUACCCCAGCCUCCCCCUAAAGACUCUGUGUUCUCAGGGGGUUUGCUGCAGCCGCCAGUGCGGAUGAUGCCUCAGCCGCAACAGGUGAGGCGUGUGGACCCCUCACCCCGCUUCCCCAGCCGCAGUGACCGACCAGAACUUAUCCUGAGGAAAGAUGACCGCAGUCGGGAAAGAGAUAGAGAGCGAAGGAGAUCAAGAGAACGUUCACCCACACGGAAGCGUUCUAGAGACCGGUCUCCUCGCAGAGAACGUUCUCCAAGACGGCCUCGCAGAGUCGUCCCAAGAUAUACUGUGCAGUUCUCCAAAUUCUCUCUCGAUGGGACGGUAAUGCUGCUGGCCAACCCUAGUCUAGAUGAGCUGUACCAUAAGUCCUGUGCUCUGGCAGAAGAUCCACCAGAGCUGAGAGACUCCUUCCAGCACCCUGCCCGCCUCAUCAAGUUCCUGGUGGGGAUGCGGGGCAAGGAUGAGGCUAUGGCCAUCGGGGGGCACUGGUCUCCCUCUUUGGAUGGGGCCAACCCGGAAAACGAUGCCUCGGUUCUUAUAAAGACAGCCAUACGUUGUUGUAAGGCUCUGACAGGCAUUGAUCUGAGUUUAUGUACCCAGUGGUAUCGUUUUGCAGAGAUACGCUAUCACCGCCCUGAGGAGACUCACAAAGGGCGGACAGUCCCCGCACAUGUGGAGACAGUGGUUUUAUUUCUCCCGGAUGUUUGGCAUUGUCUUCCUACCCGCUCAGAGUGGGAGGGCCUGUCCCGUGGACUCAAGGAGCAGCUGGCAGAGAAACUCGUGGCUGAACGGAAGGAGGCUGAUGGAGAACAGGAGGAGGAGGAUAAGGACGAAGAUGAUUCAAAGGAAGUCAUGACGCCAACUCACUGGACUAAGCUUGAUCCGAAAUCCAUGAAGGUCAAUGACUUACGUAAGGAGUUGGAGAGCCGUACACUGAGCUCUAAAGGGCUAAAGUCACAGCUGAUUGCUCGCCUCACCAAACAGCUGAAGGUGGAGGAGCAGGUGGAGGAGUCCAAGGAGCCGGAGAAGCCUGAACCUCCUAGUGUGGAGGAGGAUGAGUCCUGCAGACUGGAGGAUGACCGAGAGGACGAGGAGCGAAAGCGACAGGAGGAGCAGGAACGUCAGCGCAGAGAGAGACGUUAUGUUCUGCCAGAUGAGCCCACCAUUAUCGUCCACCCCAACUGGGCUGCCAAGAACGGCAAAUUCGACUGCAGCAUCAUGUCUUUGAGUGUGCUGCUGGACUACAGACUCGAGGAUAAUAAAGAGCACUCCUUUGAGGUGUCUUUGUUUGCUGAAUUAUUCAAUGAGAUGCUUCAGCGAGACUUUGGCUACAGGAUCUACAAAACACUCAGUUCUCUUCCGAGCAAGGAUGAGAGGAAAGAUAAAAAAGAGAAAGCUAAAAAAGAGGCAGACCGGAGGGACAUAAAGAAGGAGAAGGAUGAAGAAAACGGAGAGCCGGCCACAAAGAGAAUGAGAGAGGAGGAUGAGAAGAGGAAGGAUGAGGAGAAAGGUAUUAAGAGAGAAGAAUCCAAAGAUGAUGAUGAUAAUGAAGACGGCAGCAGCAACAACAACGCUGAUGAAUAUGACCCACUGGAGGCAGAAGACGCAGAAGACUAUGAUGAUGAUGAUAAAGAUGAUGAAGACUCUAAUGGCAGGGACAGAAGAGACGACCGGCGAGAUGAACGGAAAUCCAAAGAGAGGUCAUCUAAAGAUAAAGAUGAGAAGAAAAAACAGAUGGUGACGUUUAACAAGGAUCUGCUGAUGGCCUUUGUGUACUUCGACCAGAGUCACUGCGGCUACCUGCUGGAGAAGGACUUGGAGGAGAUCAUGUACACGCUGGGCUUGCAUCUCUCCAGAGCUCAGGUGAAGAAAUUGUUAAACAGACCACUGGUUAGAGAGUCUUGCCAUUAUCGAAAGUUAACGGACCGACCUAAGGAUGAGCCUAGCCCCACAUUGACCUCUGAUGCUCUGAUAGACAACCUUUUAGGUAACCAAAGCUUGCUGCCCAGUCUGAAGUUCAAGCGGGAAUCGGAGGACAGCUGCGAGUCGUCUAGCCUAAUCGUCUACAAGGGAUCCAUGGUGGAUGUGGGAAGCAUGAUGCAGAAGCUGGAGAAGAGUGAGAAAACCCGAGAGGAAAUUGAGCAGAAGCUCAUGCAGCAGGACGUUAAAAUGGAGGAGGACUCAAAGCAUAUAGCAGAGCUAGAAGCAGCAACCCGCAGCCUUCAGAGGGAGAUGGAGGAGGUGAAGAACAAUCUCAGAGAGACAGAGAACAACCUGAGAGCCUCAGACCAGCAGAAAGGCAGCUAUGAACAACAGCUCCAAGGCACAGUGUCCAGCCUCAACACCAUCAUGAAGGAGAUACAGGGCGUUUUUUCACAAGGUGACCCUUCAGAUGACAGUGACCAAAAAACUCAAGCUAAUGGCUCAGAUGAGUGAACGUCCCUCUCCAGCUCAUCCACAUCUAAUCUCUCUUCAAAUGUGUUAAUAAGCUUAAAACUCACACAAUUCUGAAGCUAAUUUUAUUUGAGCUUUUUUGCAUUCUGUGUACAAAGUUUUAAUGACUGGAGGUAAACUCUCAUUUUCCUCAUAAUUCUAUGUUUAAAAAUAAUUCUUUGGUUUUGAAAAAUAAUUCUCUGAAUUCUUCAGAAUCAAAUGAUUACACUUAACAAGUUGAAGUUUAAAUAAUUUGUUUGAAUUAUGUAAACGUUUUUGGUUCAUCCAUUUAAGCUUGUUUUUGGCCUUUUUUCAUUUUCAAAAGUUGCUAGUAAUUUUAACAUGUGUUGCUAUAUCAGCAUAUUUCAUUGUUGAAAUAAUGACUUGUGCCAGUACGUGAGUUAUUAGCAAAGUUUAUUUAGCAAUAAGAGUUAUUUAUGUUUAAAUCAAAUGUUAGAAACAGCAUUAGGAUUUUAUUAGGACCUAUGUGAAGCUGCUUUCUGAUCUCUUUCAUUGUUCCAUGACAAACCGUGAUCGAAAAACACGUUUUGUUCAAAGUCUUUUGUUUGAUUGGGUCACAUCUGCGCAUGCAUCUUAAUUAGCGCAUGCAUAUCAGCUUGAUUCC
Messenger RNA from Sinocyclocheilus grahami, 4241 nucleotides. Its product is annotated as cell division cycle and apoptosis regulator protein 1-like. Gene Ontology annotation, biological process: regulation of DNA-templated transcription. The record is from RefSeq and is a predicted model, not a curated record. The transcript is spliced from 26 exons. NCBI's taxonomy places the organism in Eukaryota, Metazoa, Chordata, Actinopteri, Cypriniformes, Cyprinidae. Bases 125 to 3619 code for a protein of 1164 amino acids. Gene Ontology annotation, cellular component: nucleus.